CUUGGAUGUAUAUAAUUUUGAAUGUAAACUCUGCCAUGUUGGCAACCAAAAGUGACGCAAAGUAACGAUGUAUUUUAGAACAUAAAAGAUUAAAACGUUUUAAUUCAAUUGAGUGUUAAACAAUCUAAAUAAAACACUGCAACUUAAACUACUUCGCAACUUGUGAGGAUAAACUAACCUGGUACAAUAAGCUUUUUGGCCUUGAAUAAAACAAGCAAAGCAAUGGAUCGCGAUUUAGAGCAAUUAUAUGCAGCUUUAAAUGCAAUUAAAGUGCUUAGAUCAAACGUUGGUUCGGUUUUUGAAACAGUAAGUAAUGGUUUAAGAGCAGAUCAUGGUGAAGAAGGAAAAGAUAUUAAAUUUAUUUCGGAACUCCAAGUUUUAUUGACAACUGUCAACAAUAAUCUUAGAGAUGUAGAAAAUGCAGUUUCAAACUUAACGCCACCUCCGGGUCCAUUUAAUUUGGGGAAUACAACUCAUUUAAGUCAAGAGACUACUCAAGAACGACAAGCUUUGUAUGGACAAUUAGUUAAUAGUUAUAAAUGGACUGAUAAGAUACGCGAAUAUAGUUCUGUUGCUGGUAAUAUUUUACCGGGGUAUGCGAUACAAAAAACUUACAAGACUUUUAGUACAACGAAAAGGAGAAAACCUCAAACGAGUACUCACAACGUCCAACCUGAAGUUAUCGAAAAUCAUAUUUUAGCUAUUGAUAGAUUAUUUACUGAUAUGAAUAUAACAUUUUCAAGGCCUUUUGCGAUAAAUCCCAUGAUUCAAGUGACUUUGGGGCGAGUUUUAAAAGCAAUAAUAGCUUUUAAAGGCCUUAUGAUUGAAUGGAUUAUGGUUAAAGCUCAAACAGAAUCAAACGAUAUUUGGACUGAAUCUAGAUACAUAGUUUUUAGGAAAGUUACUGAGAAUAGUCACGCCGCUAUGUGCCAUUUUUAUGCACCAAAUAUGCCGGAGUUAGCUAUUAAAUCAUACAUGCAUUGGCUUCAUAGUUACAUAACCUUAUUUAGCCAUCCUUGCAAAAAAUGUGGCAAUCAUUUGUAUGGGUGCUUACCACCAACUUGGAGGGAUUUAAGGACUUUGGAACCAUGCCAUGAUGAAUGCAAAUAAAAAAGAAAUUUGUAGAAAUAAUUUAUAUGUUUAUCUCCGAAGUAUUUGAUAUCUUAUUAAAAUAUAAAUCUAAUAAAAUU
Messenger RNA from Onthophagus taurus, 1190 nucleotides. RefSeq names its product Mediator complex subunit 27 (gene MED27). NCBI's taxonomy places the organism in Eukaryota, Metazoa, Arthropoda, Insecta, Coleoptera, Scarabaeidae. The record is from RefSeq and is a predicted model, not a curated record. Gene Ontology annotation, biological process: regulation of transcription by RNA polymerase II. Gene Ontology annotation, molecular function: transcription coactivator activity. Gene Ontology annotation, cellular component: mediator complex.